This is a messenger RNA of Notolabrus celidotus (New Zealand spotty), 1254 nucleotides long. RefSeq lists its product as uncharacterized. Gene Ontology annotation, biological process: DNA integration. The coding region runs from base 175 to 1110 and encodes 311 amino acids. The transcript is spliced from 3 exons. Gene Ontology annotation, molecular function: nucleic acid binding. NCBI's taxonomy places the organism in Eukaryota, Metazoa, Chordata, Actinopteri, Labriformes, Labridae. The record is from RefSeq and is a predicted model, not a curated record.
UUCCUGCUUUCAUGUGGAUUUGUAAUUGCACAAAUCACUGAAAUACUGGAUGUAUCAGUCAGUACAGUUAAACGAAGAUUGAGGUUGUUCAACUUGUCAACUUUGAGGUAUGCACGCCUUUCUGAUGCAGAACUUGAUGAAGCGGUUCGGCAGUUGGUUGGAGAAAAUGAAGAGAUGGGAGCUAAUGCUGUUGGGGCCAGACUAGCUUCUGUGGGUGUUCCAGUGCAGAGAAGGAGAGUGAGAGAGAGUUUGAUUCGAGUGAAUCCUGCUGGGGCCGCACACCGAGCAUUGUCUCACCGAUUGCACCGGAGAACCUACAGUGUAGCAGGUCCCAACUCGCUGUGGCACAUUGAUGGGAACCACAAGCUCAUCAGGUGGAGAAUGGUGAUCCAUGGUGGAAUCUGUGGCUUCAGCAGACUGGUUGUGUUCUUGCAGACUUCAGACAAUAACAGAAGUAGCACAGUGUUUGAUCAAUUUGUUCAAGCCACUGCUAGGUAUGGGGUACCAUCUCGAAUAAGGUGUGACUUCGGGGGCGAAAACAAUGCUGUUUGCUUGUUCAUGAACAUAUACAAUGGAUCAGACAGGGGAAGUGCCAUACGGGGCAGAAGUGUCCAUAACCAGAGGAUUGAGAGGCUUUGGGGAGAUCUUUGGCGAGGUAUGACUAAUGUGUAUCAUCAGCUUUUUUCCUUCCUUGAAAGUGAUGGAUUCAUUGACUGUGCCAAUGAGCUGCACUUGUGGGCACUGCAUUAUGUUUACCUGCCACGGAUUAACCGGGACCUGGAGGUUUUCAGGGAACAAUGGAACAACCAUGGUUUGCGCACUGCUGGCCACCGCACACCAUAUCAGAUAUUUGUACAAGGAUGUCUUCAGAGACAAACACAAUCGCUCACAGCCAUGGCAGAGAUUUUUGGUACUGCCACUGCUCAACAAGGUGCAGCUGCUGCUCUUCCUGCUCUUAACUGGCAAGAAGUAGUGACAGUCCCUGCUAACCAAUUCAGUCCAAGCCAUGCACAGAUGCAACAACUCCAGGAUGUGGACAUUCUUGCAGGACCUGUUGGUAGUCUGGCUAUAGAUACACUUCAAAGUGUAAUUGACAUUUUGGAACAGUAAUUUCCUGUCCAUGUCACAGCCACGGCCUUGAACCAGAGACUAUAAUUGCUGGACAGAGUCUCUGUGACGUCACCCAUCUGUUUCUGAAGAGCUGUUUGAAGCAAAUCAGCGGUUGCAGCCAUAUUGCUGCUUUCGAGCGAGUGU